CCGCCAGGAAGGGCAUUUCCUCCUUUCCAUCUUCCUUGUCUCUACCGAGCCUCUCGGGGCCCUCUGUGAUGUAUGUUAUACGACAGGCCAUACAUGAAGUAUACCACAUCUCUUAACACUAUGACGGUUUCUUCGUUCUUGUAUAAUGCGAACAUACAAGGAACGCCAACCCCAACACUGCUGGGAAACCACAUUUGCAAAGAAGAACACUUUAAUCUCCAAGCCCGGACAGACAGUAUCAACGGAAACUUCACGCUCAUGAGAACAAGCAUGGCUCACAUGUCUUCAUUCCCUGUUUUUCUAACUCCUCCUCCUCCACCUCCUCCUCCCAGUUCGGGUGUCAAAUAUCGAGUUCCUAUGAGAGUUAGCUAUUCCAAUCAACCUACCACCCUCGAAACAACCAGGGAUCCGAUCUGUAUCCUCAUAGUCUUGAGUACUCAUGGAGAAAAGAAUGAGCCCUUCGAUCAACAACGAAGCAAGAUGGAAUCAAGCGUGAGAAGCAGGAAAUCCAAUCCUUCUGUUCUGUCUUCUGUAAGCGCAAGUCUGUUGGGCAUCACAGCAGAGUACACCCCUACUUUGAUGGCAUGUUUCGAAUUGUAUAAAGUCCCUGGUUACUCUUCAUCUUCAGUCAACUUGGACUAGGUGUAGCAGCGCAUCCCAGCAGAAUAGUACACAAAGAGAAGCCAAAAGGCGCUGGACCUCAUUACGCAAACAUAUCACGGAUAUCGCCGCAGAUUUCCCACAAAACCCAUUAGUAAUUGUCGUCUGUUUCUCAUUAAAAGAACCGGGUUACGGAUCUUCGGUGUAGUGGUUGUGUGUCUGUGAGUGUGUGUGUCGGUCUUGGUAUGGUACAGCAUCAUCACCCCGAUCCCCUUAGGCUUCUCCCCCUCCCUUUCCCUCCU
This is a messenger RNA of Colletotrichum acutatum, 902 nucleotides long. RefSeq lists its product as uncharacterized. NCBI's taxonomy places the organism in Eukaryota, Fungi, Ascomycota, Sordariomycetes, Glomerellales, Glomerellaceae. The coding region runs from base 73 to 642 and encodes 189 amino acids. The transcript has a single exon. The record is from RefSeq and is a predicted model, not a curated record.